Pelagomonas calceolata is the source of this 1060-nucleotide messenger RNA. NCBI's taxonomy places the organism in Eukaryota, Pelagophyceae, Pelagomonadales, Pelagomonadaceae. The record is from the annotation of a GenBank genome assembly.
CCUGCGCGUCUCUGGUGGCAAAGCGGCACUCCCGUCGGACGCGACCGAGGCACGGCGGGGAGCUCGCAACCACACGACUGCUGUGCGUUCCGAGGCAACUGAACCCAGCUGGAGUUCCAGCACGUAACUCUUCGGCCCACCUGAGCACAACCUGUGGGCUUGCCCGCCUGAGACGCCCGACGCCGCGGACGGGGGCGACCCAAAGAAGAAGGACACCAUGUCGACGGCCCGGACCGAGACGCGCACGAGCUCCUGGCGCACGCCUACUUUGAGAGGCCUCCGUCAGUCGCUCUCCGUCACGAGAAGGACAAAGCAGCCGGUCGAGGAGCCUCUACAACUGGACGCGGGCGGCCUGCGGAAAGCAUUAGCAAUUGGCAGCGACCUCAUAGCAUCGCCGACCGUGGACCACGUGCGCCAGCAGCGCGCCUGGGAUUGCGGACUCGCGUGCGUCCUCAUGGCGGCUCCGCACGCGCGACGACAAACCAAGUCGGAGGUGAAGUGGAAUGACGUGGAGAAGGCCUGCGGCACGCGCUCCGUCUGGACCGUGGAUUUGGCCUUUGCAUUAAGGGCGUUGGGCUGUCGGGAUUUUCUCUUUUUAACGAAGACGACGGGCUGCGAUCCUUCCUACGCGCGGCUCGCGUUCUAUCGGCGGGACCUCGGCGCUGAUUCUACUAGAAUCCAGUCGCUGUUUCGACGGGCGCAGAACGGGGAGGUUUCCGUGAAAAGGGCAGUCGCGACAAGGGACGGGCUGCUCGAGGUCCUGCGGACGGGGCGGGUCCUGGCGAUCGCGCUCGUCGAUUUGCGGCUGCUGCACGCGCGCGCGGCGCGGACGUCGCUUCUACCUAGGUCGUACACGGGCCACUACGUGUUGCUGGUGGGCGCGGAGGGCGACCGCGUGCGCUACCGGGACCCGGCGGCGGACCGCGCGGAGCUGGUGAUCGACGCGGAUGAUCUGCAUCGGGCGCGCGUCGCGCACGGCACGGACGAGGAUUUGAUCCUCGUCGCGGUGGAUACCUCGGAGACGGCGGAGGCGCUGCCGCCGAUCCGGGGCGUAAGGUAG